GAUAAUGAAAUAGACCAACUUGGUCUAUGUCUUGUGAAUGAAACAACUGCUAAAGAGCUCAUCCCCCCGGUGGGACCAAGGCUCAAGUUCUUAUUGAAAUUGAAAGAGCUUCAGACAUCAAGCACCAUGCAUGAAUCUGAUGAUGACAUUGAUGAGCAGCCAAGCACGAGUACUAUAGGACCCAAGAUGCCAAAGUCCAACAAUGCACCAAGCCAUGACAAGAAACGUGAAGUGCCCAUGAGUGCCUCUGGUACUCAGUCCAGCUUAAACAACAUUGGAGCCAAGAGGCCAAAGUGUGACUUUGACAUGGCAGAUAUUUUAUUGAAGCGGCAGAAUGGAGAGAAGCUGGUGAAGGAAUUAGAAGAAGGAUGCCUUAGUUACAUGUCUCGUAAAGAUAUUGUCAAGACGUUGGUAUCCCACCUCAUGACCCAGUAUGGAGACAGACCAUCAAAGGAUGUAAAAGUGGCAAUGGCAAAAGCUAUUGUAAGUCAGUUCCCAAUGAUGAACAACAAGGAAGGUGAUGCACAUCUGACCUGGUUUUCUCCUUCACAAGUGAUGGAAAAUGGGAAAAAAAAGGAUUCCUCAGGUUACCUUGAAGUCCGACUGCGUAAUGUGAGAAACAGGUCAACAGUGAAAAUUGGACCAAUGUCUAGUUCAACGAAGCCACAUCGAGUCCUUACCAGCACAGCAAAGUUGAAUCUAUCAAAAGGUGGUGAUGUAGAAGAUAUUGAUGGGAAAAUAAAGUGGCUGAAACACCACACAGAGCCAAAACAGCAAGUGAAAACUUGGAUGCAAGAAACAUGCACAGCACGGGCCUCAUUUAUCCGGGAAAACAAAGUCCUUCCUGCAAAGGAUCUUCUUGAAAGAUUUCCACGUCUUAUUGACAGUGAUGGCAUGGUGGAUCAGGACUUCCGAAUCCUGUUCCCGAAGUCAGCUGAUGCCUUGUUCGUGAAAUGGCCAAAGUACAUUGACCUCAUCUUGAAAUAUGCUGAAAAGCAGAACUUUGAGCAGCACUUGCGAUGCGAGGAAGCCAAAACUGAUGCAGAGAAAUGUAACCUGUCCUUUUUGGUUCUUCCCUUUCUAUUUCCACCCGGCCAAAUCAGAGGAAGUAAGUCUUCCAAAAGCAGAUAUGUUCGUGCAACUGUUCAGGAAGCAAGUGCUUCAUUCAUACAACGAAGAGAAGUGAGUAUUGCUUUCUAUACUGUACAAGGUGGCCCGGAAAAAGUGGCAGUCUAUUUUUGAU
Molecule: messenger RNA, 1243 nt
Organism: Lytechinus pictus (painted urchin)
Lineage: Eukaryota; Metazoa; Echinodermata; Echinoidea; Temnopleuroida; Toxopneustidae
Exons: 9
Coding region: 127-1242 (371 amino acids)
Source: RefSeq, a predicted model, not a curated record